Messenger RNA from Triticum dicoccoides, 2388 nucleotides. RefSeq lists its product as uncharacterized. The transcript is spliced from 5 exons. NCBI's taxonomy places the organism in Eukaryota, Viridiplantae, Streptophyta, Magnoliopsida, Poales, Poaceae. The record is from RefSeq and is a predicted model, not a curated record. Bases 242 to 2005 code for a protein of 587 amino acids.
UCCACCCGCAGCGGAGAGGAAAGAAAGCCCUCCAAGAAGAGGAAGAAGAAGCGAACUCGGAUCCGCGCCCCGCCCCAGUCAAAUCAAUCCCCUCCGAAUCUCGCCGCGGGCGCCGCAGGAUCGCCGUCAAACCCUAGGGAGGAAGGCGGACAAGGGUGCGCCAGCGCGAGCCUCGGCUCCCCAUGCCCUAGCCGGCCGGCCUGCCCGCCUCCUUUGUUGCCGCCGGUCGCCUUGGGGCUCGAUGUCGUGGAGGGAUCCCGCGGUGCGGGCGACGGGGAGGUUCAACUCCCGGCCGCAGCCUGUGCCGCCGGCCACGCCGCACCCCCCGCCGGUGGUGGUUAUCGACGAGGAUGAGGACGACGUUGCUGCGGAAUCUGAGGUUUUCAUUAUUGAUGAUGAUGAUGAUGUGGAGAUAGCCCGUGUGACGGCUGCGUGCAGUAGCAAGAAAGGGAACAGCUCUUGUAGCAAUGUGAUCAACAUAGAUGAUGAUGAUGACGAGGAGGAGGAAGAGGAGGGUGGUCGGGCUGGCCCCAGCAUGGCAGGCGCCGGCUCUCCAGCGGCGACAACUACCCCUGUGCGUGCUUCUCCUAGAAACAGAUAUGGGCUGGAUUAUGUUUCUGACAGUGAGGACAGUGAUCUCUCUGAAGGACCGGACUCAGACUCAGACGGCGAUGGCAGCUCGGAUUGUGAGAUUCUGGGUGACACUGGGACUGCUCGUAAGGUUUGGGAGAAGGCUGCUUCAAGAAAAACAACGCUUCAUCAUCCCCCGCAUCGAAAAGAUGGCAGGGCUAGUACUUCUGCAUCGAGUGCCGAGUCAAGUACACACUAUGAUGAACCUCCAGAGAACCUCUUCUCUCCAUUGUGCCCUCUAGAUAAUGACAUCUUGAAAUAUUUUAGUGGUGCAUUUAACCCAGCUGGGCAAAGUAGUAGAAAUGGUGCAAAACAUGGCACUGGCCCUUCUUCAGUGCCUAAUGCCCAGGAAGGUCCGAUUGACAAUGAUUCCCAUGGAAAAGAAACUGAAGACCACAAUCCCGCUCGCAGUUCAGAUCCUGAUAUGCGUUACAAUGGCCCUGUUCCUGAAAAAGCCCCAGAAAGAAGUCACCAUCCUCACCUAGAUGAAACCAUGAAACCCGAAGGGCACACACGCUAUAACUUUGUCUCUGCAAAUAGGGUUUUUCCUGCAUACUCAGCUGAUUGUAAAGAUGAUAGUCCUAUAUUUGUCAGCACUCCUGAAAGGAUGGAUGAAAAAAUACCUGAAGGCACAUCUUUGGCAAAGGAUGGACGGACUGCCCACAAUGAAGCUGCCAAACAGAAGAAAAAGAUGUGCUUUGCACCAGAUGAUGAUUCUUGUGUGGAUCAACUCAGAGAAGAUCCAGUUUUUACUAGCAGGCUUGGUGGCUUGAGACAAUCUGGAGAAUACUUUAAUGAUAAUGCUCCCACAAAGGAAGCAUCGGGGACUUGCUCCUUGCCUCAGAAGGAUUUGGUUGAAGAUCCUGAAAAGUUAGGACAAUCUUCUAUGAUAAUUGGCGGCCGUGAAAAGCACAAAGAAUCUGAUGAGUACAAAAGGGCACAAGAGGAGGAGUGGGCAUGCAGACAGCGUCAGUUAGCAAUACAGGCUGAAGAGGCAAAAGAGGCAAAGAGGCUACGGAAGAGAAAAAAGGCUGAAGCUUUGCGACUGCUCGACAUGGAGAAGAGACAAAAGCAAAGACUGGAAGAAGUCCGUGAAACACAAAGAAAGAGUGAAGAAACUAUACAGCUGAAGGAGCAGUGUCGAGGGGCGGUAAGAUUGGAGCUUGAAAUUAUUGAAAGGAGAUACACUGAUAUGACUUCAAUAUUGCGUGCAUUGGGCAUUCCUGUUGAAGGGGGCGAGGUUAAAGCUGCCUAUAAGCAAGCCCUCCUGAAGUUCCAUCCGGACAGAGUAUCGAGAAACGAUAUUUAUGAGCAGGUCAAAGCAGAGGAGACGUUCAAGUUCAUCUCGCGCUUUAAGGAGAAGCUGAGGAUAUAGCUUCCCUGCUACCAGUUAUGUAGGAGGGUUAACUUUUUGAUAGGCUGAAAUCUUGUCAGCAGGUCAAGCUGUGAAAUUAAUUGACGCUGAACGUAAGACAGUGUAAUCCUUAGGAUUAGCGCGGAGCAUUCCUGAUCCAUCAUUUGAGUUUUUCUUUUCAGUGGCAUGUGCUCUGCUUAGCUUAAUGUUAUUCCAAGUUUAAUGCCGGGGAAAUGUUUAGAGGUGGCAGGUAGAAGGAUCGUUUUCACUGAUGACCCAUCACCAGUGCUUUUUUCCCAUGACGAGAAACGAAGGACUGCUGAUUGUACGAUUUGUUUCCCUGCAAUUUUUUGAGCAGUCAACUAUACCUGUAAUAUAAGUGAAAAUGAUUAUUUCUUCUCCAA